GUGAUGUGCUGGCGCUUUCAAAAAAAAAUUUAGUCUCGCCAAGUUAUAGUUUUAUUUAGUGGAAAAAUGGCUAACAUAAACAAUUUACUCAACAUAAACGUUGACAAACUGUUCGAGCAGUACACUGUUUCAGAAAUUGACCAUGUUCACAAACGGCUUCAAGCGGAAGUUGAACUAAAGCGAGAGGAACUCCGUACUAUGGUUGGGGAGCGUUAUCGCGAUCUUCUGAAGGCAGCGGAUACGAUCGGUGAUAUGAACACGACGGCCAAUUCCAUAAUUGGCAAUAUAGAUAAUGUAACUGCAAGCUGCCGUCAAUUACACGACCAUCAGCUCAUCGGAUUUCGCUCAACUGGAGCACUGAAAAAGAACACCAACAACAAAUUCCACGGGAUAGUGGUACAAAUCAAACUGCUAACUAGCCUACCGGAAAUGAUUUGGAGUGCAAUCGAUAGUGAAGAAUAUUUCGUAGCGACACAAUUGUUCAUCUUUUCAAGGCACAUCUCUACAGGACUUCAGCUGGAUUCGAACAGUGAGCUGAUGGCUAAGUUUCCGGUCGCCAAAAAGCAGUGGGCGGUUUUGAGUCAAUUCUUUUUUACUAUUAAACAAAAUUGCAGCAAUUGCCUGGAGCGUGAGGACCUAGACCCAGAGGUUGCCUCCAAAUGCCUUGCCAGCUUGUUGCUACUUGAAAACUGUCAACAGGGACAGAUUCUAUCAGCUUUUGUUCAAAUGCGCUUAAAGGCGUUUUCCGCUGUUCUUUCCGAUAAUUCGAAACACGAAAAAGUAAAAGAUAAAAUAGUAGCUAGUUUAAAACUGCUGAUGAACACUGUUGACUUAAUUUACAAGUGUUUCAUUGGAACGCAUAAAGAACCUGGUCUGCUGGUGUUCGAACUCAUGACGGUGACGUCCGAGGAUUCCAAUCCCACGAUCGCAUUAAUUAAGUCGGAGGAUCAAAAAAUAAUUCAAACAUUACCGGAUAUAAUCCGCAAAUUCCGACCUAGAUUACAACUUGAAGCUUUGAACUCUGAAGUCGUCCGAAAUAGUUCUAAGCAUUGGCUGGAAAGCGUGGAAAAAAUUGCUACCCAUCAACUGGCUUCGUUCAUGAAUCUGGUACCAUCAAUUAAAAUGCUGCAUGAUGUCCGAAAGCUUUGUUUAGCUGCUGCCAAAAAACCAGAACUUUGGGAAGAAACCUGCCGGCAAUUAUCGUUGGACGAAGGCUUGGACUUUUACAAGAUGUUCUAUCAACCAUUGAUCGAUAACCGAGUGAAAACAAUCAUCAAGGCUUGUUGGUCAGAAAUAGUUCAGAAUAAUAGCGUUGAUAUUCUUAACUUGCUUAAAAUAGCAUCUAUUGAUAAAACGCUCAAAGACGUUAAAUCAUUCGUUUGGACCGAAUCAGCGGAUGACAAUCCACCCAACCUAAAAGAUGCGCUGGAUAGCACUAACUUAGCACGGCAUCAUCUAUUGAUGAAGACACGAGCUUUUCCUCCACCUCUAGUGAGACUGGCUUCUCUGCUCGAUCAACGCAUUCAAGUACUAUCUAAAGAUGUGUGUUCCUUCCUGGCAAGCUCCGACUCAAAAGAAGUAGAACCGCUUCUUGCGUUUUACAGCGAAUGCAGUGCUGAAAAUAUGUCCCAGUUGAUUACAUCCAUUAAAUCAGCCGAUUACAAGCAAACUUCGGAGAAUCACAUUCUAAUUGCAAGACUGCUGGUGGCGUUGAAAGAGCUUUGCCCUUCGCUUAAGCAAUGCCUAACACCAGCCCUUAUGACGAACCAUUCCCAUAGUGGUCCCUGGCAGGAAGAUGAUUAUCAAUACGGCAGCGGAACAGCGGCUGAGCUUCGAACGGACAGGUGGGCUAAAAUCGCCGGUUUGCUAGACGAUGAAUGUUUGAGGUUUUGGAAACUGUGGUCGGAAAAUUUUGAAGGUAGAUGGCCGCAGCUUAAUAGUCAUGUUGGUUAUCAGACUCUGCUGGUUGAUUUUCCUCUCUGGAAUACCGUAUCUAUUGAAGAGAAUGAUGAGCAUAAUCAACCGGUUCAAUCAACUAUCCGAAUCCCAGCGUUUCCUACGUUUUCACUGCAGCGCUUCCUGCACGUUAUUUCCACACAGCUUAGUCACUUUAUUCCACAUACGAUUCCAAAGGCAAUCAUUGCUCAUAUCGUGGAACGAAUACUUCAAUGUUUAGAUGAACGUUACUCCAGCCUUUCGACGGACGAGUUUGUUAAGACCACACAAAACUCCGCCCUGCAGUACUAUUUCGAUUUGAAAUUCAUUCAGGCUUUAUUCACCGGAGGUCACGAACCGAACCGGCAGUUUACUGAGAGAUGCAACCUGCUGCUCGAAGCGUUUAGAAACUGCAUAGAUCCUUUCGAUUUUGACGUAUUUCAUCCUCAUCUGAAUGCCAACGUGAAGCAUGCCGUUCAGCGGAUGCAACAUUUUUACGGUGUUCUCAACGCAGGAGAUCAAUUCAGCACCGCUGCUGUGGUUGGCUCGGGUGAAGCGGUUUCGGGCAAAACAAGUCAGGACAAAAAUCCCAACAUUUUAGCGGUUAGCUCGAAUAGUGCCAGUGAAACCUGGUUUCCAUUACUACCGAUCGUUACGAAGGAAUCGUCUGCAGUAGGGGAAACUGCUGCGGACAGCGAGAUUGGUGGUGCUAAAACUGAGAAGGUUACUAAACAAUCCCUGAAAGAGAUCAACUUAGCGAGCAAACCUAAAGAAACGCUGCCUUCAUCGUCCGUAACGGCGCAAAACUACGCCAAGGGAGCUGCGGCCUUCUUUGGCCUUGAUAAAGAUUGGUUUAAAUGAAUCGAACAGCCGUUCGAUACAGUGGUAAGCAAUGCACUUUAUAACCGACAGCUGGGUUUUAAAUAUAGCUUUUGCGUCUUUUUUAUUAUUGGGCACUACAAUAAUUACAGUAUGUACAUCUUAAAUACAAUUACACAAUAUAAUUUAAACGUGGUCGAGUAUAUGUGACAAAAAACAUUCACAGAAGUAAAAUAAUUUAACUUAAUCUC
Molecule: messenger RNA, 3005 nt
Organism: Sabethes cyaneus
Lineage: Eukaryota; Metazoa; Arthropoda; Insecta; Diptera; Culicidae
Gene: Cog1
Product: conserved oligomeric Golgi complex subunit 1
Exons: 4
Coding region: 67-2796 (909 amino acids)
Biological process (GO): intra-Golgi vesicle-mediated transport
Cellular component (GO): Golgi apparatus; COG complex
Source: RefSeq, a predicted model, not a curated record